Molecule: messenger RNA, 921 nt
Organism: Pipistrellus nathusii (Nathusius's pipistrelle)
Lineage: Eukaryota; Metazoa; Chordata; Mammalia; Chiroptera; Vespertilionidae
Source: the annotation of a GenBank genome assembly
AUGGCUUCCAAUUUCAAUGACAUAGUGAAGCAAGGCUACGUGAGGAUCCGGAGCAGGCGCCUGGGGAUUUAUCAGCGAUGCUGGUUAGUGUUCAAGAAGGCCUCCAGCAAAGGCCCCAAGCGACUGGAGAAAUUUUCUGAUGAACGCGCUGCAUAUUUUAGGUGUUACCAUAAGGUGACAGAACUCAACAACGUGAAGAACGUGGCUCGACUGCCCAAGAGCACCAAGAAGCACGCCAUAGGGAUCUACUUCAGCGAUGACACCUCCAAGACCUUCGCUUGUGAAUCAGAUCUCGAGGCUGAUGAGUGGUGCAAGGUGCUCCAGAUGGAGUGCGUGGGGACACGGAUCAAUGACAUCAGCCUCGGGGAGCCUGACCUGCUGGCCACGGGGGUUGAGAGAGAGCAGAGUGAGAGAUUCAAUGUGUAUUUGAUGCCAUCUCCUAACUUAGAUGUACAUGGCGAAUGUGCCUUGCAGAUUACAUAUGAGCACAUCUGUCUUUGGGACGUCCAGAAUCCCAGAGUCAAACUCAUCUCUUGGCCGCUAAGCGCCCUGCGGCGGUACGGGCGAGAUGCUGCUUGGUUCACUUUUGAGGCAGGGAGGAUGUGUGAGACUGGCGAGGGGCUGUUUAUCUUCCAGACACGAGAUGGGGAGGCCAUCUACCAGAAGGUGCACUCUGCCGCGCUGGCCAUCGCCGAGCAGCACGAGCGCCUGCUGCAGAGUGUGAAAAACUCCAUGCUGCAGAUGAAGAUGAGCGAGCGGGCAGCCUCGCUGAGCACCAUGGUGCCCCUGCCCCGCAGCGCCUACUGGCAGCACAUCACCCGGCAGCACAGCACGGGCCAGCUCUACCGCCUGCAGGAUGUGGCCAGUCCCCUGAAGCUUCAUCGAACAGAGACUUUCCCCGCCUACCGCCCCGAGCACUGA